Messenger RNA from Asparagus officinalis (garden asparagus), 828 nucleotides. RefSeq lists its product as uncharacterized. NCBI's taxonomy places the organism in Eukaryota, Viridiplantae, Streptophyta, Magnoliopsida, Asparagales, Asparagaceae. The coding region runs from base 1 to 828 and encodes 275 amino acids. The record is from RefSeq and is a predicted model, not a curated record. The transcript has a single exon.
AUGUCUAGCUCAUCUAGCUCUAGCGAUGAUGAAAUGAUGAAGAAGUUCUUUCUUAUGGAAGCUGUUGUCGUUGAGGAAGAAGAACAAGAGAAAUGUUCAACUUCAGUUCAACACAAACGACGUAUCGUGCUCCAUCGAAACCGACUGGAAGGCCACAAUCGGUUAUUCCAAGAUUAUUUUGCUGACGUACCAACCUAUCCUCUUUAUUAUUUUCGUCAAAGGUUCAGAAUGAGGCAUUCGUUAUUCCUUCGAAUCCACGACGCAGUCGUCGAACAUGACAAGUACUUCGUCCAAAAGAGGAAUGGUGCUGGACAGUUAGGACUAUCUAGUCUUCAAAAGAUUACUGCAGCUAUGCGGAUGCUCGCAUAUGGAGCAUCCACUGACUCCGUUGACGACUAUGUUGAGAGCGUGAAGAGGUUCGUUCGAUCGAUUAUCAACAUCUUUGGAGAGGAAUACCUUCGUGCACCGACUAAUGAAGACGUUGCACGCCUGCUCGAGGAAGGCUCACAACGAGGUUUUCCUGGUAUGCUUGGGAGCAUCGACUGCAUGCACUGGACAUGGAAGAACUGUCCAACUACCUGGCAAGGUAUGUAUACUGGACAUUUUCAUGAACCCACAAUUAUUUUGGAGGCCGUAGCUAGCAAAGAUCUUUGGAUAUGGCAUGCCUUCUUUGGACUGCCGGGGUCUCACAAUGACCUUAAUAUUCUACAUCGUUCAUCGGUUUUCGCACAACUUGCGGAGGGAAGAGCUUCACCGUGCAACUAUACUGUCAAUGGCCACGAGUAUAAUAUGGGAUACUAUCUCGCCGACGGGAUUUACCCAGAGUGA